AUGAUGGGAUAUGGGGGUCACCACUACCCUCAGCAGCAACAAUCCCAGCGCAGUGCGCUCCCACCACAACAACAGCAGCAGCAGCAGCAUAUGCAGUCGCCAUCAACCAGCGCGGCUUCUGGGCACCGGCAGAACGCUACCGCAUUUGCUAGCAAUAGUAGUCUGUAUCGGACGCAGACGCAGGCCGACCUGACAGGUCUUUCACCGAGUCUCCGGAAUAUGACUGCGACCUCAUCGCAGUCGUUGGUUGGGGGGUUGCCGGCAGCCACCAGCUACGGCUCAUAUACGGGGCAGUUCCAGUCGCCUACCUCGUCCGACAUGCUGUCUAGGACGACGGAAUCACUCGGUCAGAUGAAAAGCCCGUACAUGUCUUCUUUGCAGGGGACUUCAAUGCAGAGUUUACAGCGGAGCGUGAAUCCAAUGGCCAGUUAUCGGCACCCUUCAUUGAAUCAGCAAUCUGCGCUGUCUCCGCAUUCGCAGACGAUGGGUAUUUCUUCUCCGCAGCAGUCGCUGGAUCGACUGCAGCAGCAACAGCAGCUCCAACAUCGACAGUCUCCGCAUACGCAUCCAACGGCGUCCACGCCUGCGACGGCCUCACCGAUGCUUGCAACUAAUUCACAGCAGCAACAUCAGCCAUCGUAUACGCAGCAGUAUCAGCAGUCUUCUCCUUACCAGACUCAACAGCAGUCUACGCCGUACCAGCAGACACAGCAAGCUAGUCAAUAUCAACAGCAGGCGCAGUCGUUGUCUCAAUAUCAACAGCCGCAAAAAGCGCAACAAACCACGCAGUAUCAGCAGCCCGCGCAGCAAACACAGCAACAUUCCACUCAGUAUCGUGUACCGCAACAGGCUCAAUUUCAGCAACCUCAGGCCCAGCAAUCACCGUACCAGUCUCAAACACAGUAUUCUCAGUACUCGCAGGCGCAACAGAGUCCAUAUCAACAAUUGCAAACCUAUCAGCAGCAGGCGCAAAAGGCUCAACAAGUGCCUCAAUCUAGCCAACAGACGCAGCAGACACCAUCAUCUCAGCAAACGCAAUCCUCCCAGACUUCUCAAUAUGCUCAAGUGUCUCAGCCCUCACAAACCGCUCAAUAUGCACAGGCGUCUCAAACUUCUCAACCUCCUCAGUAUGCUCAAGUGUCUCAGUACCCUCAACCUCAGUCAUCACAGGCUACUCAAUCUUCGCAACUUGCACAAUUGUCUCAGCUUCCUCAGACGUCCUACUCUUCGCAGUCAGCCCAGGCAACACAACCUUCGCAGACUACACAAGCAUCACAAGCGCAACAGUAUGCUCGGCAGCAGGCCCAUCAAGCGCCAGCUACUCAAGCUUCUCAGACACCACAGGCCUCACAGGCUCAGUACCAAGCUCGUCAGCAUGCCCACCCGCAAGCCCAGCAGGCACAGCAAAGAGUCCAUCAGCAAACCCAGCAGGGGCAGGCGCAGCAACAACAACAACAACAGCCUCAAAAGGCAAAGCAGCCGCAGCAGGUUCAGAAACCUCAACAGACUCAGCAAGCCCAGCAUAGCCAACAAAGUCAGCAGGCCCAGCAGAGUGCACUUACGCCAUAUCAGCAAGCACAGCAGCGCUUCACUCAGGCCCAGCAGGCCCAGAAGGCUCAGCAGGCUCAGCAGGCUCAACAAGCCCAACAAGCCCAACAAGCUCAACGGUCACCCUACCAGGCUCAGAUGCAAAAUCCCCAGCUGCAACAAUAUGCUGCCUACCAGCGCCAGUAUCCACAACAGCAACAGUACCAGUUACAGUCUCCGCAGUUGCAUACCUCGCAGACGCCUCAGCAGCAACAGUACAAUCUACAAACGCAGCAGUCCCAGACGUCGCAAUCUCCCCAGCAACAAAUCACGCAGCAGACGCCACAGCAAGUUAAGCAGCAGUUACAACAGCAAAAGUCCCAGCAAACGCCUCAGCAAACUCCGCAGCAACAGCAUCAGCAGAUACCCAAAGCCCAUCCUCAACAGCAGCAGCAGCAGCAGCAGCAACCUCAGCAGUCAUCGACCCAAUCUGCCUCAACCAAGGCUAAGCCGGUCAAAGAGCCUAAAAAGAAGCAACCCACCAAGAAGCAAAAGGCCGCUGUCGCCGCCGCCGCUGCUGCUGCCGCUUCGGCUCCUGCUCAGGCAGCGCAGCCCGCAAAGGCAGCACAGCCGGUACAGUCGACUCAUAAUGCAUAUACUGCUCCAACUUCUCACACUGCUUACAAUGCACCAAAUGCACACACUGCCCAUACUGCCCCAGCUCACGCUCACGCAGCCCAAGCCCAAGCAUCCCGAGUGUCCCAGAUACCUCAGAUACCUCAAGUACCCCAGCCAUCUCAAGCAUCACAGGCCCCGGCAGCUCAGCCAGCUCAGCCAGCCCAACCAUCCCAACCAACGCCGGCAGCGCAGGCGACAAAUCACGUGAACGGACAAGGUCCUGUUACUUUCAUAUCCGAGAAUUCAAACCGGGCGCCCACGAAACCUGGGGAUCCGAAUCACACUCCGAGAAAGCGAGGCCGCCCACGGAAACAACCUGGAGACGAGACAAAGCCGAAGAAGCCGAAGAAACCCAAAGUUCCCGUUGCUCCGGGCGAUGCUGCUGCAGCUGCAGCUGCCGGUCUGCCCAACAUCCCGGGCGUCGGCGUGCCUUUCCAGAUUACAACACCUGGUCAAGCUGCUGCAGGUGCUUCUGGCCUUCCUGGUGCGCCGGGCGCCUCUGGAACGUCUACCGCUCCCCCCGUCCCAAUAAUUGGGCCGGAUGGCAACCCUAUUCCCAUGAAGCGUAAGCGAGGGAGACCUCGUAAAUCAGAGAUGGAUCCUAACGCGCCCCGCAAGCCCAAGCCGCCCAGGGAUCCGAACAAACCAAAGGGUACGGGUCGUCCUCGAGGUCGGCCGAGGAAAGCAGAUGUGCUGGCACGGAAGAAGUUGGAGGAAGAGCAAGCUGCGGCGGCUGCUGCGGCGGCCGCCGGGAUUGAAGAUGGGGUUCCUUCUACUACUCAACCGGAAACGCAAUCAACGUCGCAACCUAGCUUUCAAGCAGCAUCUCAACCUGGGGUCCAGCCUGCUCCGCAAUUUGUGAAUUCCGUUGGGGGCCAAGCGCAAGUGCAAGCUCCGCCGCAGAGCGCUCAACCAUCGACCGAGCCUCAGGUUCAGCACAUGUCUCAACAACCUCAGCAUCACGUUCAGCAAAUGCUUCAGCAAUCCCAAUCUCAGAUGCAAUCUAGACCAACAAUGGCACAGCUGCAGGCUCAGCAGAUGAAAGCUCAGCAGAUGCAUGCUCAGGCUCAACGACAAGCGCAGACCUCGAAACAAGCGCAGCAAGUGCAGCAAAUGCAGGUCUCAAACCAAAGGCAAGCUCAACCGCACUUGCAAGCGCAUUCUCAGAUGCAGGGAUCAAGUCAGAGACAGCCCCAAACGCACAUGCAAGUCCAACAGAUGCAAGCACAGAUGCAGCCGCAGCCGCAGCCGCAGCAACCGCAAACCACAGCUCAGAUGCAGGUUCAGCCUCAGAAAGCGCAACCGCAGAUGCAAGUACAACCUCAAAAGGCUCAAGCUCAGAUGCAGACGCACCAGAUGCAGGUCAAUCCUCAGAUUCCUGCUCAGCAGAUGCCGAAAGCUCAGAUGUCGACCCAGCAAAUGCAGUCCCAAUCACAGCUACAAGCUCAGAUGCAUGCACAGACCCAACGACAGACGCAGUCCCCAUUGCAGACCCAGACUCAGAGACCACAGGCUCAGAUCUCUCAUCAGCAAAUGCAGCCCCAUGCUCAUGCGGGUCAGUCUCAUGCAGCUCAAUCCCGUGUACAAGUUCAGACACAGCCUUCUGCGCAGGCUCAGACCUCUACACACGCUCAGGUGCAACAGGUGCAGGCGCAAGGACAGGCCAAAGCUCAUCAGCAGUACCCUCAAGCUCACACCCAAGGCCAUACACAAAGUCAUUCUUUGCCGUAUCCGCAAUCGCACUCGCAUCCUCAGGCGUACCAAACACAAUUCCAAACUCAGAUCCAACCGCAGCUGCAUCAUAUGCAGACUCACUCGCUCCACCCACUCUCCCAAUACCAACAACACCUUUCGCAUCAUACGCAUUCCUCUCACUCACAAACCCAAGCUCAGCCUGGGUCUCCGAUGACCUUGAACCCAGGUCAAAAGCGCUCCUCGUCGGCGCUAGACGACGACCCUCGCAAACGAGCCUAUAUCAUGCCGCAUCAGCUAUAG
Molecule: messenger RNA, 4200 nt
Organism: Aspergillus calidoustus
Lineage: Eukaryota; Fungi; Ascomycota; Eurotiomycetes; Eurotiales; Aspergillaceae
Source: the annotation of a GenBank genome assembly